Messenger RNA from Suillus clintonianus, 1221 nucleotides. RefSeq lists its product as uncharacterized. Gene Ontology annotation, molecular function: aspartate carbamoyltransferase activity; dihydroorotase activity; metal ion binding. NCBI's taxonomy places the organism in Eukaryota, Fungi, Basidiomycota, Agaricomycetes, Boletales, Suillaceae. Bases 1 to 1221 code for a protein of 406 amino acids. Gene Ontology annotation, biological process: L-citrulline biosynthetic process; UTP biosynthetic process; 'de novo' pyrimidine nucleobase biosynthetic process. The record is from RefSeq and is a predicted model, not a curated record. The transcript has 7 exons. Gene Ontology annotation, cellular component: cytoplasm; cytosol.
AUGGUAUCCGCCCUUGAUGUCGGCAUCAAACUCAAAGAUGAGUUUGAGGCUCUUGGAGUACAGGUUCUUGGUACUCCCAUCGAGACUAUCAUCACGACAGAGGAUAGGCAGUCAUUUGCCCAAGCGAUGGAGGAUAUUGGGAAGCGUUGUGCUCAGUCUGCUACAGCCACCACUCCAGAUGAAGCGGUUGCCGCAGGGCGUGAGAUCAGAUUCCCUGUCAUUGUUCGUGCUGCAUACGCGCUGGGUGGUCUGAGAUCUGGCUUCGCACAGGAUGAAGUCCAGCUUCGCGCUCUUUGUAGCAAGGCAUUCGCGACUAGCCCUCAAGUGCUCGUAGAAAAGAGCAUGAAAGGUUGGAAAGAGAUCGAAUACGAGGUUGUCCGCGAUUCCCGCGACAAUUGUAUAACUGUCUGUAAUAUGGAGAAUGUUGAUCCACUUGGUAUCCACAAUGGAGACUCCAUUGUGGUCGCUCCCUCCCAAACGCUAUCCGACUUCGAUUACAACAUGCUCCGAACAACUGCGAUCAAUGUCAUUCGCCAUCUUGGUGUUAAGGAGUACUGCAUUAUUGAGGUCAACGCGCGUCUCUCGCAUUCGUCAGCACUGGCUUCGAAAGCUACAGGUUAUCCCCUUGCGUUUAUUGCUGCUAAGCUCGGUCUGGGUGUCCCGUUAAACGAAAUCAAGAACUCCGUGACGAAAGACCUCAAUAAGUUCAACCGGGUCAGCCGGCUUCUUAGCAGCAGCAUGAAGAGCGUCGGUGAGGUCAUGAGAAUGGGCAGAACUUUCGAAGAGACCAUCCAAAAGGCGAUACAGGCGAUUGACGAUCAGUUCCUUGGAUUUGCGAAGAACAACUUUGUGGAGGACAUCGACGAGGAACUGGUCAAUCCCACUGACAAGCGGAUAUUCGCCAUCGCAAAUGUAUUCCAUCGGGGCGAUAGCGUCGACAAGAUCUGGCAGAUGACUAACAUCGACAAGUGGUACCUAACGAAACUUCAACACAUUCAUCGCAUGGAGAAGCGCUUGUCAGAUCAAUCUAUCUCUUCUGUCAGCAACAGAAUUAUCCUCCAAGCGAAGCAGCUUGGCUUCUCCGAUCGCUUGGUAGCCAGUUGUUUGGGUUCAACGGAGUUAGCUGUCCGAAGGCUUCGUCAAGAAAUUGGUAUUGAUUGGAGAGGGGCAGUGGGUCCCAUAUUGUCGAGCGCGAGAGAGGAGAUUGUGGCGCGACUUUGA